Molecule: messenger RNA, 1350 nt
Organism: Uloborus diversus
Lineage: Eukaryota; Metazoa; Arthropoda; Arachnida; Araneae; Uloboridae
Gene: MAGE
Product: non-structural maintenance of chromosomes element 3 homolog
Exons: 15
Coding region: 94-1290 (398 amino acids)
Cellular component (GO): nucleus
Source: RefSeq, a predicted model, not a curated record
UGCGCUUGGAAUUAUUUACAAACGAAAAACUGAGUUUCACGUGAAUCUUUUGUGUCGAAGAGAAUAGUUUUUCUAGAAAACAGGAGCAAUUAAAUGGGUGACAGCGAUGACAGUAGCGUGGAUGAUAGGGAUGUGUUUGCAGCAAGGAAGAGGCGUCGCUUCCUCAACGACCCGGACACAGAUCGGAGAAAUGUGGCCAGGAAAUCGACCGGAAGAGCUUCCGAUGCCAAUCAGGCCACAGGAGGCAAAAGGUCCAGCCCCAGGGCUGCACCGGCAACUUCGACGAUGGCUUCCGACUCCGAAGACUCCGGCGAUGAUUUCUUAAACGGUUCGGGACUGUCUCCGGAGAAGGCCAACGCUUCCAGAAUCCUGCGCAGCAGAAAUUCACAGCUGACCGAUCAGGAGAGCGACAGCGGCACAGAGACCCCCGAUUCCGACGAGAUGCCCGUUUUGGACAGAAGCAAGAAGAAAACGAAGAUAGCCAAGAAGCCGGCACCAAAACCACCUCCCGUACAGAAAUUAUCACAAGCUCAAAAAGUGGCUAAAAGGAAUACGAUACCUUCCACGCCACAAAGCAGCCAAAAGUCUCAGACUAAGAAGGUUUUGUCCCCUGUGAAAGACAAAGAAUUGUUUAACCAGUUGGUGAAUAAAUGUGUGUUCUAUUUGCUGGUAGCCGAUCAAAAGAAGUACCUCAUAAGAAAACAAGCUAUCAUAGAGCACGUGUUCAAAGAUCACAACUACAAUGCGACGCUGUUCAAAGAAGUGAUUGUGGCUGCCGGGAAUAACCUCAAAAAGACUUUUGGGUUCGAGCUGCUGAGCGACAAAGACCAGAAAGAUGCCUACAUGCUGGUCAACAUCUUGAAGCCGGAGCUCGAAGUGCACGAAAUGAGUCAAUAUUCCAGAUUGAAAACCCAGCAGCGAGGUUUGCUCUUGUUCCUGUUGACCGUCAUCUUCAUGAAUGAAAAUGUGAUACCCGAAGAUGAGCUUUGGGUGGCGUUGAAACCGAUGGGAAUAGAUGCCACUUCCCGCAAGCCCCAUCCCGUGUUUGGGGACGUGAAAAAAUUGAUCAGCGGAGAGCUGGUGAGACAGAUGUACCUGGAGAGCCGAAGCAUCAGCAAGGAUCCCCCCCAGGUGGAGUACUCCUGGGGAAAGAGGGCGCUGCAAGAGGUCGACAAGAGGGACAUCCUGGAAUUCGCAUGCAAGGUCAUGAAAGAUACCGUUCCCGAAGACUGGAUCCUGCAGUACAAGGAUGCCCAGGAGGCUGCCGGAGAGAAUCAGGAAGAGGACUGACUCUCUUCGCAUGUAUAUAUAAAUAGGUGUAUAUAUUUUUGUUAGUAAAUUAAAUAAGUA